CGCCGCCUGGCUGCGGACGGGCGUCACUCGGGUCCGGGCAGGCGGUGCUGCCGGGCGAGGAGGCGCGAGGGUGAUCAGUUCGAGUCCCGCCGCCGGAAUUUUCCAAGAAAAAUUAUUAAUAAUUAUUUCUAACCGAGGCCCUUUUAGGGGGGAUUUUGGGGGCUUUUCUUGGUUUUUUUUUGCACCGCCGCUUUUGCAGCCCACUUGUGGAAGUUCUCCCUGCUCUGUCUCCCCUGGCCAGCCACCAUGCCGGUCUUCCACACCCGCACGAUCGAGAGUAUCCUGGAGCCGGUGGCGCAGCAGAUCUCCCACCUGGUCAUCAUGCACGAGGAGGGCGAAGUGGACGGCAAGGCCAUUCCGGACCUCACCGCCCCCGUGGCCGCCGUGCAAGCCGCCGUCAGCAACCUGGUCCGGGUUGGAAAAGAGACUGUUCAGACAACUGAAGAUCAGAUUUUGAAGAGAGACAUGCCGCCCGCUUUCAUCAAGGUGGAGAAUGCUUGCACGAAACUUGUCCAGGCAGCCCAGAUGCUCCAGACCGACCCGUAUUCCGUACCUGCUCGCGAUUAUCUCAUUGACGGCUCAAGGGGCAUCCUUUCCGGGACCUCAGACCUGUUGCUGACGUUUGAUGAGGCAGAGGUCCGCAAAAUCAUCCGUGUCUGCAAAGGAAUUCUAGAAUACCUCACUGUGGCCGAAGUGGUAGAGACGAUGGAGGACUUGGUGACCUACACAAAGAACUUGGGGCCAGGGAUGACCAAGAUGGCCAAGAUGAUUGACGAGCGUCAGCAAGAGCUAACUCACCAGGAGCACAGAGUCAUGUUGGUGAACUCCAUGAACACAGUGAAGGAAUUGCUGCCAGUCCUCAUUUCAGCUAUGAAGAUUUUUGUAACGACCAAAAAUUCCAAAAGCCAAGGAAUAGAAGAGGCCUUGAAAAACCGCAACUUCACUGUGGAGAAGAUGAGUGCCGAAAUAAACGAAAUAAUCCGCGUGUUGCAGCUCACAUCCUGGGAUGAAGAUGCUUGGGCCAGCAAGGACACUGAAGCCAUGAAGAGGGCGUUGGCCUUAAUCGAUUCCAAGAUGAAUCAGGCCAAAGGCUGGCUCAGAGACCCCAGUGCUCCUGCAGGUGACUCCGGCGAACAGGCCAUUAGGCAGAUCCUGGAUGAAGCCGGGAAAGUUGGAGAGCUUUGUGCGGGCAAAGAACGUAGAGAGAUUCUGGGGACCUGUAAGAUGCUUGGCCAGUUGACCGACCAAGUGGCAGACCUUCGAGCUAGAGGACAAGGUGCUACCCCGCUAGCCAUGCAGAAGGCACACCAGGUGUCCCAAGGUCUGGAUUUACUGACCGCAAAAGUGGAAAAUGCGGCUCGCAAGUUGGAAGCGAUGACCAAUUCUAAACAGGCCAUUGCAAAGAAAAUAGAUGCAGCUCAGAGCUGGCUAGCUGAUCCUCACGGGGGCAGUGAAGGAGAGGAACAUAUUCGAGGAAUUAUGGCUGAAGCCCGGAAAAUCGCAGAGCUCUGUGAAGAUCCCAAGGAGAGAGAUGAUAUUCUGCGGUCCCUGGGAGAAAUCUCUGCUCUGACCGCUAAGUUGUCAGACCUCCGGAAACAUGGAAAGGGGGACUCUCCAGAAGCCCGGGCCUUAGCUAAGCAGAUCGCUACCUCGCUCCAGAAUCUGCAGUCGAAAACCAACCGGGCGGUUGCAAACAGCAGGCCAGUCAAAGCCGCUGUCCACUUGGAAGGCAAGAUCGAGCAAGCUCAGAGAUGGAUAGACAAUCCCACAAUCGACGACCGUGGAGUCGGCCAGGCUGCUAUCCGGGGGCUCGUGGCUGAAGGUCGCCGUCUCGCCAACGUCAUGAUGGGCCCUUACCGUCAAGACCUGCUGGCCAGAUGUGAUUGUGUGGAACAGCUGGCUGCCCAGCUGGCUGAUCUGGCUGCCAGAGGGGAAGGGGAGUCUCCUCAAGCAAGGACCCUCGCUGCGCAACUGCAGGACUCCUUGAAGGAUCUGAAAUCAAGGAUGCAGGAAGCCAUGACCCAGGAAGUGUCCGACGUCUUCAGCGACACCACCACUCCCAUCAAACUGCUGGCCGUGGCAGCCACUGCUCCUCCGGAUGCACCAAACAGGGAUGAGGUGUUCGAUGAAAGAGCAGCCAACUUUGAGAAUCAUGCCGCUCGGCUUGGUGCCACCGCAGAAAAAGCCGCCGCGGUUGGAACAGCAAACAAAAGUGCCGUGGAAGGCAUACAAGCCACUGUGAAGUCAGCGAGGGAACUCACGCCUCAGGUUGUAUCUGCUGCUCGGAUUCUCCUACGAAACCCGGGGAAUCAAGCCGCUUAUGAACACUUUGAGACUAUGAAGAACCAGUGGAUUGACAAUGUAGAGAAAAUGACAGGACUGGUGGAUGAAGCCAUUGAUACCAAGUCACUGUUGGAUGCCUCGGAAGAAGCCAUUAAGAAAGAUCUGGAUAAAUGCAAGGUUGCCAUGGCCAACAUUCAGCCUCAGAUGCUUGUAGCUGGAGCCACCAGCAUUGCCCGGCGAGCCAACCGGAUUUUGUUAGUGGCCAAGAAGGAGGUGGAAAACUCAGAGGACCCCAAGUUCCGGGAAGCUGUUAAGGCCGCCUCUGAUGACCUGAGCAAAACCAUUUCGCCGAUGGUGCUGGAUGCUAAGGCUGUGGCUGGCAACAUUUCGGAUCCUGGUUUGCAGAAGAACUUCCUGGAUUCUGGGUAUCGGAUCUUGGGAGCCGUGGCCAAAGUCCGAGAAGCUUUUCAACCCCAGGAGCCGGACUUCCCCCCACCUCCUCCUGACCUCGAGCAGCUUCACCUCACUGAUGAACUCGCUCCUCCAAAGCCCCCCUUGCCAGAGGGGGAGGUUCCUCCUCCCCGACCCCCUCCCCCGGAAGAGAAGGAUGAGGAGUUCCCGGAGCAGAAGGCGGGUGAGGUGCUGAACCAGCCCAUGAUGAUUGCGGCCAGGCAGCUUCACGACGAAGCCAGGAAGUGGUCUAGCAAGCCUGAAGUGACUGAGGAGGUUAAGGAGGCCCCUGAGGCUGGUGUAGAUGUAGAUCAGGAGGAGGAGGAGGAAGCGGAUGUUGAAUUCACUCUCCCCUCUGACAUUGAAGACGAUUACGAGCCUGAGUUGCUGUUAAUGCCAACCAACCAGCCCGUUAACCAACCCAUUCUGGCUGCUGCUCAGUCUCUGCACCGGGAAGCCACCAAGUGGUCUAGUAAGGGUAAUGACAUCAUCGCCGCCGCCAAGCGGAUGGCCCUGCUGAUGGCCGAGAUGUCCCGCCUGGUGAGGGGCGGCAGCGGGAACAAGCGGGCCCUGAUUCAUUGCGCCAAGGACAUUGCGAAGGCUUCGGACGAGGUGACCCGGCUGGCCAAGGAGGUGGCGAAGCAGUGCACGGACAAGCGCAUCAGAACCAACCUUUUGCAGGUCUGCGAACGCAUCCCGACUAUCAGCACCCAGCUCAAAAUCCUUUCCACCGUUAAAGCGACUAUGUUGGGUCGGACUAAUAUCAGUGACGAAGAGUCUGAACAGGCGACUGAGAUGUUGGUUCACAAUGCCCAAAACCUGAUGCAGUCGGUCAAGGAAACCGUCCGAGAAGCUGAGGCGGCUUCUAUUAAGAUCAGAACAGAUGCCGGGUUCACUCUACGCUGGGUCAGGAAAACUCCUUGGUACCAGUAGAGAGCUGGCUGCCUUCUCGCCUCUCCCACAAUGUUGUCUUUUAUAAAAUCCCUUUCGAAGCAGAAGAGAAUUUUGUAAUCGGCGAAAAGGUGCUGCAAAGUUUGAAUGCUCGCCUUCUGGAGCCCUUGCGGAGGGGCCUUAACUCCAUGCGGAGCUCCCUUUUGUAUCUACCCUCACCAUAAUAUUUUGUCUCUAAAAGGACGACUACUUUUUUUUUCUCUUGCUUUUCUGAGGGCUUUCAAAAUCUUGCGUUUAUGAACUCUAAUCUCGGAAUCACGUUUCUCCUCUUCCACCCCCUCACCCCCCCAAUUUAUGUACUCUCUAUGCUAAUGUUUUCUAUGCGAGGCAAUAGAUGCAGCAUGGAUUGACAUUCUGGAACACUCUCUGUGUGCUUAGCUCUUUAUUGUGCAGGACAAUCGGAAGACACGAGAAUGGGGCACUUCGCUGUUUUCUGUUCCCCUGUCUAACUCCUUCUGAGUUGGUGUAACGCUAAGUUAAUCUUCUCCAAAAAGCUUUACCCCACUAUGCAGGAAACGAUUGUUGGCUGAAAAGCUGCUGCUGCUGCUGCUAUUAUUAUGGGAUGGGUGGGGAGGGGGGCUGGUAGAGAUCCAAAGCCAUCAAAAAUUGGGAUAAUGUUGCCAUAGUGACCAACAACUGGUAGAGCACCUUGUGUGAGAGAAUUGCUCGUUUCUGAGGCAGAACACAACCCUGACCCCAAUUCUUAACUUCACGAGCCGGAAUGUUUCCGCCUUUCCCCACCCGCCAGGCGAUUGAUUCCUUGCCUUCUCUUUGCUUCUGAGGCCAGGAGGAAGAGAGAGUGGUCUUCAGUUUCAGGGAAUUUUGCCACCCUGUUUAUUUAAUUCUGGUAGUAGAGAAGUUUUGGACUGUGUAUUCGGAUCUGUGUAUUCGGAUCUGUGUAUUUGGACUGUGUAUUGAAGGUACAGGAGAAGGCAUCUUUGCGUGGGCUUUCAGAUGUCACUCUUCACACAGCUUCAGGCUGUCUGCACUUUGUAGGGCGCUCCUGAACGCAGGGCCCGUAAACAUGAUGCUUUUGAACUGCAGCAAAUAGCAAAUGGAACGGUUUCUUUCAGUUGUGUUCAGGAUGCUGAUUACUCAGAAGAAUGUUUGGGGCUGAGGCAGCACGUCCGUACUAUAGCAUGCUUAAGGACAGAUGGGUGACUGGUUGCCAUUUGCAUAGAGUGAUUAAUUCGGGGGUCUCUGCCAUGGGGGUCUCCCCUCCUACAUGGACACUUAACAUUAAAAGCACAUUUGUUAAAAGAGGGAGAUAACCAGUGGUGGGACUCAUCAGGUUUGCACCACUUCGGCAGAACUGGUUGUUAAAAUGGUGCUUGUAAACAACCCGUUGUUAAACGGUUUGAAUCCCACCACUGGAGAGAACUUCAAAUCACGUUAAGUGACUUGCACAGAAGAAGCAUUAUGCGCUGAUGCCACAGCACGCGCUGCAAUCAAUACCCUGUCAAACAACUUCUGCUCAGUUGAUGGUUAGAAAUAAGUCACGUGAGCGAGUUUAGUGCCCACGAGCUUCACAGCAGGGCUAGAGAGCUGCAGGUUGACUUGGUUCAGAUCCCCUGGAUCAUUAGGGUUUGCCCUUCCCUGGCACGUGCAGCUUAAAAGGGUAUAGAAAUUACUUUCUCGUAACCUCUCCUACACUGUAGGGGUAGAAGGUGCUCGCUUCUCUCUCUCUCUUUCCCCUCCUCAGCCUCCUCGACUGCUUGUGCCUAGAGAUUGCCAAUUGCACGGUACUCAGAAUCUUAAUUUUGCCUCUGGCAAUAAUUAGCCACGACCGGCAUCGAAAGGGAACGUCUUGGCUUGACCUCUCUGUGGAGAGGAGGGUGGAGGCGGCGACGUUCCGGAAGGGCUCUUCCCGGCUUCCUGUUCAGCCUUUCCUCAUGAGCUUUGUAAUAACCCUUUUAAUUGCUUGACUUUGUAUUAAUGCAAUAUUACUAAUGCCUAUAAAUUACAUCGAUGGUUGAUGCCAAAGAUUGCUUUUUUGUUGUUGUUGAGGAAUGUUUUGAGGGAAAACUGAAUCAUGUUUGCCUUGGAUAUUUCUUCAGAAAUGUGUGCUAAACUCAACAAUCUUUUACAGAAGGUAAUAUCCUUUACACCUUAUGCAAUGCCAGCUUUCCUGAACACUUGUGUUCAUCAGACCUAAGAUGAAACAAACUUGAAUGUCUGGGAGGAAUGUUUUUGCCACUAAAUACCUUUGUUUAUAAACAAGAAAUUUUGUUGUAUAUGCUAAUAUUUUCAAUCUUUGUUCUGUUCAAACAAAAUAAACAUGCAUUUGUAUAAAA
Molecule: messenger RNA, 5978 nt
Organism: Sphaerodactylus townsendi
Lineage: Eukaryota; Metazoa; Chordata; Lepidosauria; Squamata; Sphaerodactylidae
Gene: VCL
Product: vinculin
Exons: 22
Coding region: 247-3666 (1139 amino acids)
Biological process (GO): cell adhesion
Cellular component (GO): actin cytoskeleton
Molecular function (GO): structural molecule activity; actin filament binding
Source: RefSeq, a predicted model, not a curated record